Molecule: messenger RNA, 1200 nt
Organism: Panicum hallii
Lineage: Eukaryota; Viridiplantae; Streptophyta; Magnoliopsida; Poales; Poaceae
Product: fatty acid desaturase DES2-like
Exons: 1
Coding region: 1-1200 (399 amino acids)
Biological process (GO): lipid metabolic process
Molecular function (GO): oxidoreductase activity, acting on paired donors, with oxidation of a pair of donors resulting in the reduction of molecular oxygen to two molecules of water
Source: RefSeq, a predicted model, not a curated record
AUGCAGCAACCAGCAGCGCGUGCCAAUGGCGGCCGGACUGCUGCCAGGGCGGCCGGCGGCGAGGUGACCGCCGCCGCGCCCAAACGUUCCCUCGCGGACAAGCCGCCGUUCACGCUCGCCGACAUCAAGAGGGCCGUCCCGCCGCACUGCUUUCGGCGCUCCGUGGCCAGGUCCUGCUCCUACCUCCUCCGCGACCUCGCCGCCGUCGCCGCGCUCCUGUACCUGGCGCUGCAGGCGAUCCCCGCCGGCGGCCCGCUCCGGCUCGCCGCGUGGCCGCUCUACUGGGCGGCGCAGGGCUGCGCGCUCAACAGCCUGUGGGUGGUCGCGCACGAGUGCGGGCACCACGCCUUCUCGGAGCACGCGCUACUGGACGACGCCCUCGGCUUCGCCCUCCACACGGUGCUCCUCGUGCCCUACUUCUCCUGGAAGCACAGCCACCGGCGCCACCACGCCAACUCGGCCUCCCUCGACCGCGACGAGGUGUUCGUGCCGUGGCGCCGGUCCGAGCUGCCGUGGUACGCGCGCCGCCUCCACGGCAGCGCCCCCGUCCGCCUCGCCGCGCUCGCCCUGGUCCUCGCCUUCGGGUUCCCGCUCUACCUGACCUGCAACAUCACCGGCAGGCCCUACCCGCGCCUCGCCAACCACUACGACCCCUACUCGCCCAUCUUCUCCACCGGCCGGGAGCGCGCCCAGGUCGUCGUCUCCGACGCCGGCGUCGUGGCCUUCUCGCUCGCCCUGUACCGCCUCGCCAGGGCCGCCGGGUUCUGGACGGUGGCGCGCGUCUACGGCGUGCCCAUGCUCGUCGUCAACGGGUGGCUGGUGCUCAUCACGUUCCUGCACCACACGGACCCGGAGGUGCCGCGCUACGACGACGGCGAGUGGGACUGGCUCCGCGGCGCGCUGGCGACGGUCGACCGCGACUACGGCGCCUUCCUCAACAGCGCGUUCCACAACAUCGCCGACACGCACGUCGUGCACCACCUCUUCCCGUCCAUGCCGCACUACCACGCCAAGGAGGCCACCAGGGCGAUCCGGCCGGUCCUCGGCGAGUACUACCGCUUCGACUCCACCCCCAUCGUGCGGGCGGCGUGGCGCGCGGCCAAGGAAUGCUUGUACGUCGAGCCCGACCGCCGCGGCGGCGGCGUGUACUGGUUCGGCAGCAAGUUCAAUGUCGAGCCUGAAGGCCGCCACGACGGAUGA